AUGGCUGUUCUAUCGCUUGCGAGGAGGAGUUUCAGGGAAGACGUCGACGAUGCCAUGGCUUUGAAUUCCCCUCCGCCGGUCACGGUACAUCUCGGCGCUGGAGAUGUGGGUUGGAGAGCUCUCGGUCCAGCCAUUGCGUUUGGUGUUCUGGCUACGACUGUCGUGGCUCUGAGGUGGUAUACGAGGUGCAAUCUGGUGAGGAAUAUUGGGCUGGACGAUUGGGUCAUCUUGCUUUCCCUAGUGGGUAUUCGCAAUUGUUUGCUUCUCGACGCAAAUGCUAAGCUAGCACAUCAGGCUCUCUCCUGGACCAUGUGCGGUUUGAUCGGAGCCGAAGUACACAUGGGCAUCGGCAAUUACAGCACUGCCAACGGCGCUGUCGAUACUAUCAUGGUCGCCAAGCUCAUCGUCACCUGCAACAGCAUCUGGGCCGUCACCGUCAGCAUCACGAAGGCCUCCAUCUUGACGCAGUACCUACGAGUCUUCAACGGACGCACCACCCGUAUGUGCUGCUGGCUUCUGUUAUUCUGCCUCCUGCCAACCACAUGCUGGGGAGUCUUCGGCGGCGUCUUCCUCUGCAAGCCCGCUGCGAAGUUAUGGAACGUGCAACUCCCAGGCCACUGCAGAGAUGCGCAAACAUACUGGGUCUCUGUCGGCGCGGUCAACAUUGGCUUGGACUUCUUUACCUUGCUUCUCCCCCUACCGGCCAUAGCGGGAUUGCACCUGCCUCGAAGGCAGAAACUUGCCACUCUGCUGGUCUUCCUUCUUGGCUUCGUCGUGUGCGCUGUCAGCGUCAGCCGCCUCACUACCGUCCUUGUCGCUGCCGAGCAAGGCGAUUACAUCAUGUCUGGUAUCUGGUCCAUCAUCUGGUCCGUCAUCGAAGCCAAUGUCGGCAUCAUCUGUGCUUCACUGCUGGCAUUGAAGGCUUUUGUCGUCAAGAUGUUUCCGACUCUGAUGGAAGAGUGUGAAGUUCCGGGCCAUCAGAUGCGGAUUGCCAAGAUUCCGUCGAUCUCGAAUGAGGAAGUCGAGACGACGAGUGAGAGGCUCAGUAUGCCGCCGAUGGGCUGCACAGGGCAGGUUAUGAGCCCUCCGAGUGCUGGCAGUGAAGUGCUGUCAGAUGCUAGGAACGAUACGACGAUCGGUCUCGAGCAGAUGCUGGGCUUGGAGCGGCUUCAGUGGAAGGUCGAACAGCGAGGUCAGGGCACCUGA
Lecanosticta acicola is the source of this 1206-nucleotide messenger RNA. The record is from the annotation of a GenBank genome assembly. Lineage: Eukaryota; Fungi; Ascomycota; Dothideomycetes; Mycosphaerellales; Mycosphaerellaceae.